AAGAAGAAUGAAAAAACGACAGAAGAAGAAGAAAUGUGACGUUUUGAAGCUUGUUCUGUGAAGGUUGAAACGUUCAAAGUAAGCCAACAGAGAUAUAAUCCCGAGACCUCGCAAUUUCACCAGCUUCAUCAAAGUUAUCGCCCGCCACAUUAUGGCCGGCUUGUCCAGCUAUGCGCUGCGCAUGGCGAGGCUGAGCUCGAGGAUCUUUGGGGAAGCUGUACACCCGACAGACAGAAAAUCAAUGAAGGUGGUCCAGAUGUUCCAGGAGCCUCCGUUGGCCAGGAGAAAGGAGGUGUAUGACUGGUAUCCUCAUCACAAGAUUUACUACGCCAUGACCCAGAAGCUCAGGUUCAUGGGACUGUUCAGAGAUGAGCAUGAGGACUUCAAAGAGGAGAUGCGACGCCUGAGAAAACUUAGAGGAAAAGGGACCCCUAAGAAAGGAGAAGGAAAAAGAGCGGCCAAGAAGAAAUGAAAUGCAUCUUCUUUUACUCCAGCAAAAUCUUGCAGGAAUCAAGCCUUUCUUUCCGUAACUUUAAUCAACACUGGACCUGAUCCAAACAUUGUUCCAUUAAAAGGCUUUCUUUUAUAUCUAAUGAUAAAUUAGAUAUAAAUGGUAUGGACAUGUUUUACGCUGUUGUUUUUAUAAGAUAUAGAGAUUACUGCUUUUGGAAAGAAUGUUGCCUGUUGUCCUAUGCAUUUACAUAUAAAGUGUCAGUGUUAAAGUUCUUCUGCUUCACUAUGGAUGGAAUGGCUUAACAUUGAAUUACCUAAAAAAAAGUGUUUAUUUAAAUUGUUUAAAUCUGAUAAAAAUAAAAUGUUUGUCAUUGUGCCGUUUUAAAAAAUAUUUGUCUACAAGUAAAUAAGAUGCUGCUGCUAAUAUUGAAUAUUGCAAAAACAAUUUCUGCAAUUAACCCAUAAUUUCCAUACUGUCUUAUUUUGUCAUCUCCAUGUCCCGUCCUCUGCCUCUUAGUUUUCUGAUCUUGGUAACAAAGUUCUAUAUUGCCAACGGGCUUAAAGGACAAUUAAAGUCAGACCAGGAUAGCCAAAUAUACAGGUAUAUCUGAAAAAAAUUUAAUGUUGUGAAAGUUUUUAAUAAAAAUUGCUACUCAUAUCAGACAAUGAAAAUCAGAUAUACAUUUGUAAAACAAAGUAAAAUAUUUCUUGAAAUGUUGGUGGUUAUGGCUCAAGGACGAUCUUUUGACUUUUCUCUUUCAGAGGUCACCAGAGCGAGUCAUGUCUGCACCUAACCUUAAUUUCUGUAUCAUUCUCUGACGCCAAAUAUUUUCAUGUUCUUUCAUUUGAUCCAUAAAUGUCCUUUCUGGUCUUCCUCGGCCUCUUGCAAGGCAAUUCCAGCCUCACCAUCCCUCUACCAAUACACUGAUGCCCCUUUUCCAGCAGUGCCAACUUUACCAUAUCUAGUACCUGACUUGAAGACGUCACCGCAGAAGGCUGUCUGUAAUAGCAAAUACAGUGCUAGAAUCAGACCUGCCAUAUUUAAAAAAAAAAAAAACAGCCCAAGGAGCAGAGACCGAGCAUACUAAUAGAUACUGAACGGAGAUGGAAACCCUCAAAUCAAUACCGUGGCAAAGCGUCGGGGUAGAUGCGAUUUGUGCUUUGUGGUGGACAGGAAAAAAUCAGAUGGAGUUAAACGGUACCCAAAGAAAGGAGAAGGUAUUUAUGGAGCUCUAAAACUGAUGGCCGGUGAGGGCUUCCAGUGAGCAGCACAACAACGCUGCCAGUAAAGACGAAGAUGAGUGAUUACGGCCCAUUAAGAACCACAACAGUCGGAGUGACGAGACCCGAAAAAGAUUAUAAAGUGGUUUGACCAAAUGGAAUCAAUAUACAGGAGCCGAACAACGAGCAAUGGGAGGGAAAGUCGCCGUGGUGUUUCAUUCCCUGGGGAUCUUUACAUUGAGUUAUUCCCCACCCCUCAAGGGCGGAUUCCAGGCGCCCUUCGUGGUCAGAACCAAAAAAAAGCAACCCAACCAUAAUCAUUUUUGGGCCAUUGACGACGUAUCUAUCUUGUGGCCACGCAUUAGGAAAUCGUGGCCACGACUUAACAUCUUCAAAAAAAAAAUGUCCGUCCAUGUCACCAGAGAGGCUCCGUAGUGGGGCUCCGUAGAGUCCUGAAUUGAAUGAGAUAAAGUCAAGGUGAUGACAAGGAGGCCUUCAAAACUCAGACUUUCUCUUUGCAAAAAUACCAAUUGAAACAUCUAAAGAGCUGUCAAUCCUGUUGAUCUAGACCCCCUGGCAAUUAAUGAUUAGCCCACAUUUAUGAAUCUUGAUUUUAAACUUGGCAGUCAAAAAAGUGCCUCAGUUAAGUAUUUUUUUUAUAUAAUUUAAAGAACAAAGCAAAUUUAAAACCUAUUCUUUCAAGGCAGCAAUAAGAAACACUACUCCGAGCCUUCAUUUCAUCUUGGCUGGAUUACUGUAAUUCACUUUAUCUCUGAAUUGGUCAGUCCUCACAUAAAUGUCUAAAGCUGGCUCAAACUCUGCCGCACACCUUUUAAUGGAAAAACAUAAAAGAGAGCACAUUACCCCAUCUGCCCUUCCUUCACUGGUUGCCCUUUUAUAUUAGAGUUCAGUUUAAAGAACUUUGUUUUUAAGGUUUUAAAUGGCUUGGCCCACGUUACUUAAAUGAACUUCACCUUUAUUAUUAUCUUGACAUGCCUGCUAGGCUCACACAUCUGGUCAUCAUUAAGGCGAUCGUAGGUCAUAAAUACCAUGUCAUAAAUCUUAGAUCAUGGAUCACAAGACACACAUCUGGUAAUGAUAAAUCUCGGGUCAAAGGUCACAUGGUCAAAGGUCACGGGGUGACAGAUCAUAGGUCACUGGAUGGUCAUACCGGGAGUGGGAGUGGUCUGGGGAUGAGACCGGAAUGGACGGGGCACGUGUCACUUUGUAAUGUGGGUGGGGCUUAGUGAUUUGAUGCUAUGAUGUAUUUACUAUCAGAGAUAGUAAAUACACAAAGCCCACAAGUGAAAGGGAAUAGGAUGAAAUAAAAUCUGCAUUUUUUUUUAUAAUAAUAGGUUGUUAGCUCAAGUGGGCUGGUCUGAGGCAUGAAACUCCAGGGAUGAAAAUGAGUCCCCCUCCAGCCACGCUGUACACAACUGGAGAGAUACAUAUCUCGCUCUGCCUUGUGAUUGAUAAUAAAAUAUUAUGAAUGCUAACA
Messenger RNA from Fundulus heteroclitus (mummichog), 3172 nucleotides. It is a transcript of the gene mrps33, whose product is annotated as mitochondrial ribosomal protein S33. The record is from RefSeq and is a predicted model, not a curated record. Lineage: Eukaryota; Metazoa; Chordata; Actinopteri; Cyprinodontiformes; Fundulidae. Gene Ontology annotation, cellular component: mitochondrion. Bases 152 to 472 code for a protein of 106 amino acids. The transcript is spliced from 3 exons.